Vitis riparia (riverbank grape) is the source of this 2485-nucleotide messenger RNA. RefSeq names its product U4/U6 small nuclear ribonucleoprotein PRP4-like protein. Gene Ontology annotation, cellular component: U4/U6 x U5 tri-snRNP complex. The transcript has 8 exons. The record is from RefSeq and is a predicted model, not a curated record. Gene Ontology annotation, molecular function: U4 snRNA binding; U6 snRNA binding; protein binding. Bases 336 to 2069 code for a protein of 577 amino acids. NCBI's taxonomy places the organism in Eukaryota, Viridiplantae, Streptophyta, Magnoliopsida, Vitales, Vitaceae. Gene Ontology annotation, biological process: mRNA splicing, via spliceosome.
AAGUCUGAUGGAGCCCAAAUUCAGAAGUGGAAAUCGCGGAGGAGAAGAGCAGGGAAAGCAGAAGCUGCUACUACCCAUCUUGGUGAACGGCGAUCGCCGUCCGUGAGGUUAGGGUUUUACGGAUUAGAUGUGAGCGUGUGAAGGGGGUCAGGUUAUACCGUGUUUGGUUGCUGAGAAACCAGAAGCAAACGUUAGCGGAUAAGAGUUUCGAGCUCUUUUUAGCAUUUCAGUGCGAGUGGGUGUGCCCGUAAUUUUGAGUGGCUUGAAUUAAGAUCUGAAGCAGCAGCCUUCUUUAAGGAGGAAUCUUCUGCAGGAGUUAUAGGGCUGAUACAGGCAUGGAUGUAGACAAGGAAAACCCUGUUUCAGUUUCACUUGCAGAACCUUCUGCAGCAGUCACUGAUGAUCAAACUCCAGUUUCAACCAUUGAUCCUACCCCACUACCAGCAAUGCAACCUAUUAUUCCUUCAUUAGUCCCCCCUCCAAUUGUGCCUCCUAUUGCUCCCAUACCCUCAGUUUCUGCCCCAAUCCUCCGGCCAUUGGCUCCUCUCCCUGUGCGUCCACCUGUCCUUAGGCCACCCCUUCCACAAAAUGGUGAGAUGAGAGCCAGUGAUUCAGAUUCUGAUCGUGAUGACUCAGGCCGUGCCCAGGCAGCUUCAGGUUCAGCUGUAGAAUAUGAGAUUUCAGAAGAGAGCAGACAGUUUAGAGAGCGGCAAGAAAAAGCAAAGCAGGAAUUCUUGAUGAAGCGUCGUGCUUCUGCUCUAGCAGUGCCUACUAAUGACAUGGCUGUACGGACUCGCCUUCGCCGGCUUGGUGAACCCAUAACCCUUUUUGGAGAAAGAGAGAUGGAAAGACGAGAUCGGCUGAGGAUGAUUAUGGCAAAACUGGAUGCCGAGGGCCAAUUGGAGAAGCUGAUGAAAGCUCAUGAGGAGGAGGAGGCUGCAGCUCCUGUUGCAAUGGAAGAAGUUGAAGAGGAAACUCUUCAGUACCCAUUCUAUACUGAAGGUUCAAAAUCUCUUUUAGAGGCUCGAGUUGAGAUUGCUAAGUAUUCGAUUAAGAGAGCAGCUUCACGUCUUUACCGUGCAAGGAGGAAAAGGGAUGAUCCGGAUGAAGAUUUGGAUGCAGAGAUGGAUUGGGUUUUGAAAGAGGCUGGGAGUUUGGUCUUAGAUUGCAGUGAAAUUGGAGAUGAUCGACCACUUUCUGGAUGUUCUUUCUCACAUGAUGGAAAACUGCUUGCCACCUGUGCUCUAAGCGGAGUUGCUAAGAUAUGGAGCAUGCCUCAAGUAAAUAAGGUCUCUGCCCUAAAGGGACAUACAGAACGUGCAACUGAUGUUGCAUUUUCUCCUGCACUCAACCAUUUAGCAACUGCCUCUGCUGACCGAACUGCAAGGUUGUGGAAUGCUGAAGGGUCUCUUCUGAAGACAUUUGAGGGCCAUCUGGACCGUCUUGCCCGCAUAGCCUUUCAUCCAUCAGGGAAAUACCUGGGCACAGCUAGCUUUGACAAGACUUGGAGAUUAUGGGAUGUAGAGACUGGUGAGGAGUUGCUUCUUCAAGAAGGUCAUAGUAGGAGUGUAUAUGGGAUAUCUUUCCACCGGGAUGGAUCUUUAGCAGCAUCAUGCGGACUGGAUGCACUUGGUCGUGUAUGGGACCUUCGGUCUGGGAGAAGCAUUCUUGCAUUGGAAGGCCAUGUUAAGCCUGUUCUGGGGAUAUGUUUUUCCCCUAAUGGUUAUCAUUUAGCCACUGGUGCUGAAGACAAUACUUGUCGAAUUUGGGAUUUAAGAAAGAAGAAAUCCUUGUAUGUAAUUCCAGCUCACUCAAACCUUGUUUCACAAGUUAAAUUUGAGCCUCAAGAAGGAUACUUUUUGGUAACUGCUUCAUAUGAUAUGACAGCAAAGGUAUGGUCAGCCCGAGAUUUUAAGCCUGUUAAAACAUUAUCUGGACAUGAAGCAAAAGUUACAUCUUUGGAUAUAACGGAAGAUGGACAUUGUAUUGCAACUGUGUCACAUGAUCGAACAAUUAAGUUGUGGUCAUCUGCAGAAAUUGAAAAGGAGAAGGCUAUGGAUAUAGACUAACUUAAUACCAAUACCAUUCUCAAGAAACUUCAAAUAUGUGGGGGCCUUUCACUCGGCUGUGAACAUUCAUAUAUGCAAUUUUAAUUGAGAUAUCCACCAAGGAGACAUGAAGCAUACGUGGUUUCCCCAAGACAGAAUUUUCGACUUUGGAAUUACAUGUCUACUGUGAGAGCACUUUUUGCCACAGGUGAUAGGGACCUCCCGUACUUUCUGUGUCAAGUCUCUCAUAAGCAUGCAUUUUUGUUCUGUUUGGUUCACCUGUACCUGGUUUCUUGUAAUUGAUUUGAAAGGGAGUAAGCAGAUCCUAAAUUUAGCAGUGGUAAUUUGUGAAAUGACCUUUCAAGCAACACAGUUUGUGCAACUUUUAAGAGAUGCUAAUCUGAGGUUGAUUUUGGCUACAGGUAUUAUUUUGAUUA